AUGGAGCGUUUGCCACAAGAUUUAGUCUCCAAAAUCCUCAUAAAAUUACCAGCAAUAGAGUUAUCAAAAUGCAAAUGCAUUUGCAAAUCAUGGUUAGAUCUCAUAACUAAUCCUCAAUUUAUUACUAAUUAUUAUACUGUCUACAACAAUCAACAAGAACAUCUCUUAGUCAUUCGUAGACCUUUUCUAUGUGGUCUCAAAACAUAUAUUUCUCAUGUUUCAUGGAACUUUAAUGAUUCAAAAAAACAUGUUUUGUCUGAGAUUUUGUGUCCACCUUAUGAAUUCAGUUCUGACCAUAAAUAUUGGACUGAGAUAAUGGGUCCUUGUAAUGGUGUAUACUUUCUAGAAGGUAAUCCAAAUGUGUUGAUGAAUCCUUCUUUGAGAGAGUUCAUGGUUUUGCCUCAAUCCCAUUUUGCAGCUCCUGAUGGAUUUUAUUCUUUCACUGAGUAUUAUGGUUUUGGGUUUGAUCAUAAAAGUGAUGAUUAUAAAGUUGUGGUGUUGAAGGAUCUUUGGUUGAAGGAAACAGAUGAGAGAAAAAAUGGGUAUUGGAAUGUUGAGUUGUAUAGUUUAAAUAUGAAUUCUUGGAGGAAGAUUGAUGCUGAAGAUUUGCCUCUUCCUUUUGAUAUUUGGGGUUCUUCUAGAGUUUUCACUUUUGUGAAAAGCUGUUGUCAUUGGUGGGGUUUUGUUGAUGGUGACAUAGGAGAUGUUGUUUUAGCAUUCAACAUGGUUGAUGAAAUGUUUAGGAAGAUAAAAGUGCCCAAAAUAGAGUAUUCUUGUUUUUCAGGAGACUGUUUUAAAACUCUAGCACCUUUUGAUGAAUAUGAUACUAUUGGUGUUGUUGUCUAUCCUGUAAGAGGAAUAGAGAAAUGUUUUGAUGUUUGGAUGAUGAAGGAUUAUUGGGAUGAAGGGUCUUGGAUUAAGGUGUAUAGUGUUGGACCUGUGCCUGUGAUUUAUAAGCUUGUUGGGUUUUAUGGAAGUAAUAGGUUUUUAUGGAAAGAUAGCAAUGAGAGGUUGGUGUUGUAUGAAUCUGAGAAGGGGAAUGUAAGGUGUCUUGAGGUUUAUGGGAAGUAUGAUUCUAUAAGAGGUGUUAGAUACAUGGAAAGUCUUGUUUCACUUCAAAGAGGAAGAGAAAGUGGUCGUCAAUGUUUUUCAUGUAGUUUGGUUCCAGAUCCUCUACUGAAUUUGGGGGAGUAG
Messenger RNA from Vicia faba (fava bean), 1194 nucleotides. Lineage: Eukaryota; Viridiplantae; Streptophyta; Magnoliopsida; Fabales; Fabaceae. The record is from the annotation of a GenBank genome assembly.